Trypanosoma cruzi is the source of this 1134-nucleotide messenger RNA. Its product is annotated as UDP-Gal or UDP-GlcNAc-dependent glycosyltransferase, putative. Gene Ontology annotation, cellular component: membrane. The record is from RefSeq and is a predicted model, not a curated record. The coding region runs from base 1 to 1134 and encodes 377 amino acids. Gene Ontology annotation, molecular function: hexosyltransferase activity. The transcript has a single exon. Lineage: Eukaryota; Euglenozoa; Kinetoplastea; Trypanosomatida; Trypanosomatidae.
AUGGCGAAACCGAAACUGCUGACGCUCAGACAGAAGCUGAAGCGGGCUACUGUGCUGCUGAUUCCCUUCAUUGUGGCCACGACUGUUCUGACCCUCAGGUUCGACACCGCUGCCGAUGAUGGGGCGCCGGAGCCCAACAACCUCCGCCACUCGCGCGUCACUGCCGCGGAAGAUGCAGCACUUGCUCACAUCCCACGCAGUGUUGUGGACACGUGGAGCCGGCGGGAGUACCUUGUUGUGCUGGGCAUCCCCUCCACGGACGUCGAAGAGAGGCGAACACGACGCAACUUGCAGCGGACGACGUGCUGGCGGUUCCCCGGUGUGGCGACGAGGGCGAACGACUUCACCGGUGCGAUGCUCGUGCUGUACGUUCUUGGGCGGCACCCGUCGCACGGCUAUGACUACUCUGCCGCGCUGCUGGAGGAGGCGGCGCAGUGGCAGGAUGUGGUCGCGCUGCCGAUGAAUGAGGGCCGCGUGGCGACAAACAAAACAAUUGGUGGCGGUGGCACGUGGAGCGAAGAGGCGGAGAUUGGCGCGACUCGCAAGACGUACAUGUGGUUUGACCUUGCUCAUCGUCUGUUUCCGACCGCGAGGUACAUUUCGAAAGGCGAUGACGAUAUUUUUCUCCGUGUGCCGUUGUUCGUUGCUCACCUGCGCCUCCUGCCGCGCCGAGGGGUCUACAUGGGGUUCCAAAUUGGUAGCUCCCAUUUUGGGAAAAAGGGCUUACCGGGUAGCACGUAUAUGAUGGGCUGGUGUUACACGAUGUCGAGAGAUGUGGCGGAGGCGUUGGUGUCGUUCAAACCGCUGCGGCGCCUGGCGUACCUGCCGUACAGCGAGGAACGCUAUGACGAAUUUGCCCUGCUGCGGUUUCAGCACGAAGACGUCAUGGUUGCUUGGGUUCUUGAAAAGGUGGUGAAUUACAAGCCGCUGGUAUACGUCAAGGUGCUGGAUUGUCAUUUCCAUGACGCCCGCAAUCGCACAGGGCACUCGCAGGUUGUGCCUACCUCGAUGUGUGUUCAUCACGUACGGGAGGACGACUACGCAGCACUGAUGGCGCGCUUCGGCAACGACACGUCGCCUGUUGCCCAUCUAUGGCAGUAUUCGGAGGACGUGAUAUACCCUUGGUGUGAUUAA